AUCGUGUUUUUUUUGGCGGCAAUCGUUCCCGCCGUUACUGCUUUAUCCAACCGCAAUUUUCAGCGGUUUUUAUUCGCUCUUGUGGCAGAGUGGUGUGUGGAGCGGUGCUGAGUGAAUUUCAUUGUUCCAAAUAAGACGCCUGGCUGGCACAUAAAAGCCAGCUAAGGCGUCUUUUCCAUUUCCAAAGACGCCGGAACCCAACCUUGUCCACAAACAAAAAUGUCAUCACAAAGAAAAAUUUCGUCUUUCUUCAACGCGGCCCAGAAGAAGACAGGCAACUUGAAACGACCAUUGAAAGAGAAGGAAAUCUGUUCAUUAUCAAAGAGACCGUUGACUGAGUCACCUAAAAACAAACCAGUACAGACACAUAUAUCCUUGAAGAAACAAUCGUAUAUGGAUUCUUUAGGUCUUGAUACAAUUGGAGAGUCUUGGAAAAAAGCUUUAGAGCCUGAAUUUCAUAAGGACUAUUUUGUUAAGUUGGGCAAAUUUGUGACAUCAGAAAGAUCUUCACAUACAGUGUUCCCUCCAGUGGAAGAUGUUUUCUCUUGGACACAGCAUUGCAAGUUGAAAGAUAUUAAAGUUGUUAUACUCGGCCAGGAUCCUUACCAUGGUGAGGGGCAGGCACAUGGAUUAUGCUUCAGUGUCAAAAAACCUGUGAAACCCCCUCCUUCAUUGGAAAAUAUGUUCAAAGAAUUGAAAUCUGAUAUUGGAGGUUUCAAACACCCUGGUCAUGGAGAUUUAACUAGAUGGGCAAAACAAGGUGUCUUGCUUUUGAAUGCUGUCCUGACGGUCCGUGCUCAUUCUGCUAAUUCUCACAAAGAUAAAGGAUGGGAAAAGUUCACAGAUGCUGUUAUAAAAUAUGUCAAUUCCAAUUGUACCGGAGUUGUGUUUAUGUUGUGGGGAUCUUACGCCCAAAAGAAAGGUGCAGUAAUAGAUAAGAAACGACAUCACGUAUUAUGUUCUGUCCAUCCUUCACCAUUGUCAGCAUACAGAGGAUUCCUCGGUUGCAAACAUUUUUCUGAAGCAAACAAACUUUUAAAAGAUCAUGGAGAUAAAGAAAUUGAUUGGUGUGCUUUGUAAAUAUUGCUGCUUUUUAUGUUUUUUGUACGAUUUCAUUCAUAUUUGUAACUUCUUUAUUAUCGGCUUGCUGCUCGACUCACUGCCAUGUUAAUGUAGCUUUGUAAAUAGUUUGUUUUGUAUGAAUCGUAGUGUGCAUUGUAAUAAACUGCUUCAUAGUCUCUUAUAUAUAAAAAUUCAAGACCUUGAUCAAAACCCACUAAUUUCUCACCAGGGUGGUCAAAUUUGGUAGUUUAAAAUUCAUAUGUACUUUCGAACUCCUGAGAGACCAUUUUUCUGAUGUAGACCCUCAAGGAUUAGUAAAAAUGAAGAAUCCCAUAAUUUCUGUGAAAUUAAAUUAGAUUGUUCAUCAAUAUGCUAUAUGGCUCGAAAUUCAAUGGUGAGUUCUGAAAACAGCUUUUCAAGGCAAAUUUCGAUGAUGUGAUAACAGCAAAUUCUUUCACUAUUGCACUGUUAGAGCUUAAUUCUUAACUAAACUUCCAGUGUUCUUUCGACUUGACUUGAAUCAGGCCCGAACUUUACCACCCUUUUUUGGAAAAAAUUUCAGAACUAAUUAAUAAAGGAAUGCAAUUCAAAUUCAAUUCACAGUUGUAAUGGUCUAAAAUUCUAGUUGAGAACAUGCUUACACAAAUUUUCAUCAUUCAAUGAACACUUUUUAAUAUCAUUUUGUAAAUAACACAUGUUUUGUCUUAUGUGAAGAGUGGAGGUAUGCUCAUAAUCUUAUAUUUUAAAUAGUUUUGGUUAGUUCUUUUUUGUGUAUACUUAUGUUGGUUUAUCAUAUAAACAGAACUUAUUAUUAUGGUUACGAUUUGUCAUUUUACUCGUCCCUGAAUUGAAAUAUUAUAGAAUGGGAAAAAAUUAGUAAGUUGCAGUUUGUGUCUGAUACUACUACCCUGGAAGUCAAUGUUAUUUUUACGGUAACUAUCUUUUGUUCGGUUUUUAAACUUCAUAUUAAGAACAAGAAAUCUGAAAAUGUUUUUAAACAUGUUUAAUGCCUUUAAGUCAAUCAUAUUGUACUAGUAGUUUCAUGUAUAACCAGUAGUUGCUUAUAUGCUUUGUAGUUUAGUAAGUGUAUUUGUAAAGUGUUUAAUCUAAAUUGUUUUUCUUAUCAACUUGUAAUCAUAAAUUCAAUUGUCAACCUUUGCCAAAUUUGACAAGAAAUUUUUUCGAGAGUGAAAAAUCAUUGAAUCAUAGUACUGGCAUCCAUGCUGUUUCCUCUCUUUAAGUCAGCCCAGUCACUGCUCAAAAAAAUUAAAAAUGCUGCCAUUGUCAGAAUCAUUUUAAAAUUGACUGUCUAAAUUAUUCGUGCCAUAAUCUGAACAACAACCAUAUUUUGUAAAUAAUCUUGUGUUUGCUGCUAAUCAUGUUCCUUAAUACUUUUCUUUGUGUUACUUUUUGUUUUUUAUUUUCUACACCAAGCGUCACCAUUUAAGGUUUCAGAUGGAUUGAAGGUCUUUUCUGAAUCUUUAGAUGAUAUGACCGGGACGUGGCUUGCGUCACACUGCCUAUGUGAUAGUUUUACAAAAUGUGCUGCUAUGUAUGACUAUUAUUAAACUGCCCUUAACAAGGCAAGUUUCAUUUGUAAAUACUUUUUCAUUACUCGUUUUUUUUUUGUUGUUUGUAAUAAAAUUUGAAAACUUUGA
This is a messenger RNA of Styela clava, 2720 nucleotides long. Its product is annotated as uracil-DNA glycosylase 2-like. Gene Ontology annotation, biological process: base-excision repair; base-excision repair, AP site formation via deaminated base removal. Lineage: Eukaryota; Metazoa; Chordata; Ascidiacea; Stolidobranchia; Styelidae. Gene Ontology annotation, cellular component: nucleus; mitochondrion. The record is from RefSeq and is a predicted model, not a curated record. Gene Ontology annotation, molecular function: uracil DNA N-glycosylase activity.